This is a messenger RNA of Cylicocyclus nassatus, 515 nucleotides long. The record is from the annotation of a GenBank genome assembly. NCBI's taxonomy places the organism in Eukaryota, Metazoa, Nematoda, Chromadorea, Rhabditida, Strongylidae.
GCGCGACAUGGCGCCGAUUGCCAUGCUCCAGUCAUAACAUUCCGCGCCGUUCCAUCGUCCUUUAAUCAAUACACGCCAUUCUCUCGUUUUUCUUCACUGUAACGGCUGCUAUGGUGUGUGUUCCAUGCAUAUUUCUCCCGAUUUUGCUUGCCAUCUACCUCAAGUUCAUCCAGCCGUUUGUGUUAAGAAUACUUCCUGAGAAAUGGGUAACAUUCUUGGAUCCCUAUUUGUACCCAACAUGCCCUGCAAAGCCUCCACCAACAGUUUCGAAGGAGAAUGAGACGGGAGAUGCUUCAGCAGCUUGCUGUGCAGGUGGAGAGACUGCAAAAGAGUCAAAAAAAGACCUCUAAGCACUGCUCUGCAGAGGACUGUCACUCAGUACGUGUACGCUGUGAUAAAUCUCUUGUCAUCACUCUUUUUACUUACAUGUAAAUAAUUUCGAAUGAUUGAUGUCCUAAUGUAGGGGAUUUUAGAUGUUCGCCGUUUUAAGGAUUGUAUGUAUGUGCAAAUUAUUA